AUGCAUGAUGGUUGCAGUUACAAUGGUCCCGAGCGUGGGUCCCGAAAGAGUACGAUUAGCCAAAUAAAGCGUAUUUAUGCGCCGAAUAAGUAUGCAUUUGACACUCACGACCUCAAAGCUAGACGUGUGCUAGACGCGAGCGUGCAACACAUCAAUUCAACUCUUCAAGCCAGAUUCACUUCCAGAAUGCUCAGGCUCCAGGACAAACCCAUGCCUCCUCGACCGCCCGGCCCCAGAGACAGUUAA
Molecule: messenger RNA, 246 nt
Organism: Protopolystoma xenopodis
Lineage: Eukaryota; Metazoa; Platyhelminthes; Monogenea; Polystomatidea; Polystomatidae
Source: the annotation of a GenBank genome assembly